Messenger RNA from Ahaetulla prasina, 959 nucleotides. RefSeq names its product mediator complex subunit 18 (gene MED18). Gene Ontology annotation, biological process: regulation of transcription by RNA polymerase II; termination of RNA polymerase II transcription. The transcript is spliced from 3 exons. Lineage: Eukaryota; Metazoa; Chordata; Lepidosauria; Squamata; Colubridae. The record is from RefSeq and is a predicted model, not a curated record. Gene Ontology annotation, cellular component: mediator complex; core mediator complex. Gene Ontology annotation, molecular function: transcription coregulator activity. Bases 169 to 795 code for a protein of 208 amino acids.
UGGCGCCACCCAGAGCAAGCAGAGAAGAACGCGCAUGCGUGGGCUCGCGUGAUUUGCUGGGGUCCUGGAGGAGAGACUGUCCAGCUUUAUAGGAGAAUCUUUGACUGUGGGAUUCACACGUGCAUCGAAAGAGGGUUGCUCCACUGGGCGUACAGGGAACUUCAUAGAAUGGAGGCCCCACCUGUUACUAUGAUGCCAGUCACUGGCGGUACCAUUAACAUGAUGGAACAUUUGCUUCAAGGUAGCGUUUUGGAUCAAAGUCUGGAAAGUCUUCUUCAUCGACUCCGUGGCCUUUGUGACAACAUGGAACCCGAGACUUUUGUAGAUCACGAGAUGGUCUUCCUUCUCAAAGGGCAACAGGCCAGCCCGUUCGUCCUCCGCACGCGACGCUCCAUGGACAAACCUGGUGCUCCUUGGCACUUGCGGUAUCUUGGACAGCCGGAAAUGGGAGACAAAAACCGCCAUGCCUUGGUACGGAAUUGUGUGGAUAUUGCCACCUCAGACAACCUGACAGACUUCCUGGUGGAAAUGGGCUUCCGCAUGGACCACGAGUUUGUAGCCAAGGGACAUGUGUUUCGCAAAGGCAUUAUGAAGAUUGUGGUGUACAAGAUUUUUCGCAUCCUUCUCCCAGGAAACACCGAUAACAUUGAGCCUUUAUCGCUCUCCUACCUGGUGGAGCUCAACAUUGUGGCACCAGCAGGACAAGACAUGGUUUCCGAUGACAUGAGGAGUUUUGCUGAGCAGCUAAAGCCCCUAGUCCAUUUAGAGAAAAUAGAUCCUAAAAGAUUGAUGUGAGAUGGAUUGUAACGGCAGUGGGAUCAUUCCUUUUACAAAGAUUUCAGAAAUACGUAUCUCCUUCUAAAGAAAAAUACAUUAAGAGAGACUGGUUGCCUUACACUUAGGGGUCUCCAACCUUAGUAACUUUAAGACUUAUGGACUUCAACUCCCAGAAUUCCUCA